Molecule: messenger RNA, 1076 nt
Organism: Sesamum indicum (sesame)
Lineage: Eukaryota; Viridiplantae; Streptophyta; Magnoliopsida; Lamiales; Pedaliaceae
Source: RefSeq, a predicted model, not a curated record
AUGAGAACUGUUACACUCCUAGAUUUGCUAUUGCCAUUGUCACUUGUAAUUGUAAUAAUUCCAUUUGCGUAUGGUUGGGGAUAUGAUGGCCAUAUAGCCAUUUGCAGAAUAGCUCAGGCACGCCUGAGCAGCAUUGCAGCAGAAGCUGUAAAAAAACUGCUGCCGGCUUCUGCACAUGAUGAUCUAGGACGGUUGUGCCCGUGGGCUGACAGAAUCAAGUUUCGGUAUCGCUGGUCUUCCGACCUUCAUUUUGUCAACACCCCUGAUGAUGUUUGCACCUACAAUUAUACCAGGGAUUGCAAUGGUAGAAAUGGAGCAAAGGGCAGGUGCCUGACGGGAGCAAUCAACAAUUACACUACCCAGCUUCUGAGCUACCGCAAUAAAAAGCCCAGAUAUAAUCUCACAGAAGCACUUCUGUUCCUGUCCCAUUUCCUAGGAGACAUUCAUCAGCCAUUGCAUGUUGGAUUUGCCACAGAUAUGGGAGGAAACAGAAUUAAAGUGACUUGGUUCAACACAAGAAGAGUCCUGCACCAGGUCUGGGACACUGAUGUAAUCAAGAGAGAUGAAGGAGGAUUCAACCCAUCAAAUGUAGACCAGUUGGUCAGGAACAUUCAACUGAAAAUAAAGAGCAAAUGGGCAAAUCAAGUUAAUGCAUGGGAGACCUGCGGUGGUCAUCAGAAAACAUGCCCGAAUAUGUAUGCAGCCGAGAGUAUUAAAGCGGCUUGUCAAUGGGCUUACAAGGGGGUGCACCCUGGUUCAGUUCUCAAAGACGAAUACUAUCAGACGCGGUUACCUGUCGUGGAAAUGCGACUAGCACAAGCAGGGAUACGUCUCGCGGCAACUCUUAAUCGGAUACUUACAUGAGCCCGCUGCAGAAUGUUCUUGAGACCUAACCACUUCCAUACAGACAGACAACAGAAGCUGGUUCCGAAAUUUGGUUCCUGAUUUUUGUUGCAGAAUUAUGAGAUGCUAUUACUGUUGAAAUUUGUGUUCCUCCUUUGAAAAUAAAUGGUUGUCUCGGGCACAUACGAUCUCAAGAUGUAACAGAAAUGCUCCCGCAGUUGAUUUCACGUUUC